UUUGAAAUGAUGUCUUAUUGAAGAAGUGGUUCCAAUGACGGUGUCCGGUGAAGAAGUCCCACCGCAGCACCAAGUUUUCAUCAACUACAGAGGAGACGAGCUGCGGAAAAGCUUCCUCGGGUUCGUAGUGAAAGCCAUGAGAGAAGCAAAGAUCAACGUCUUCACAGACGAAGUAGAAGUCAAAGGUAGAGAUCUACAGAAUCUUUUCAGGAGGAUCGAGGAAUCCAGAGUCGCUGUUGUGAUCUUGUCUGAAAGAUACACAGAAUCUAGUUGGUGCUUGGAUGAACUAGUGAAGAUGAAAGAGCAGAUGGACCAAGACAAGCUCGUUGUGAUUCCAAUUUUUUACAGAUUAGGCGCUACCAACUGUAAGAGGCUCGUUGGAACUUUCGGUGACAAUUUCAGGAAUCUGGAGAGAGAGUAUCGGAGUGAGCCUGAGAGAAUCAAGAAAUGGAAAGAAGCUUUGAUCUCUAUUCCCCAGAAGGUUGGCUUGACUUUGGCAGGACACAGGUAUUUCUAGGCGCUGAAAGCA
This is a messenger RNA of Brassica oleracea var. oleracea, 529 nucleotides long. RefSeq names its product vesicle-associated protein 1-4-like. The transcript has a single exon. The record is from RefSeq and is a predicted model, not a curated record. Gene Ontology annotation, biological process: signal transduction. The coding region runs from base 35 to 517 and encodes 160 amino acids. Lineage: Eukaryota; Viridiplantae; Streptophyta; Magnoliopsida; Brassicales; Brassicaceae.